This is a messenger RNA of Eremothecium cymbalariae DBVPG#7215, 675 nucleotides long. It is a transcript of the gene VPS60, whose product is annotated as Vps60p. The transcript has a single exon. The record is from RefSeq and is a predicted model, not a curated record. The coding region runs from base 1 to 675 and encodes 224 amino acids. Lineage: Eukaryota; Fungi; Ascomycota; Saccharomycetes; Saccharomycetales; Saccharomycetaceae. Gene Ontology annotation, biological process: vesicle budding from membrane; late endosome to vacuole transport via multivesicular body sorting pathway. Gene Ontology annotation, cellular component: multivesicular body.
AUGAAUAGGCUUUUUGGUUAUAGUAAUAAAAAGACUAGUAGUCAGCUGUUGCAAGAUUCAUCCAAUGCCAUGGAUCAAGCCCAACAGGGCUUGAAUGGACGUAUAUCGCAGUUGGACACACAAAUCGUACAGUUGAACUUCCAGCUUCAGACUUUGCAGAAGAAGAUUGCCGGUACUAGAUCUGCUAUGGGGCAGAAACCGUUAAGACAACGUGCACUUAAGCUCUUGAACAAGAGGAAACAGUUGGAAGCUAUGAGGGAUCAGUUAGACUCGCAAUCUUGGUCCAUGAGCCAGGCGCAGAUGACAGCCGAUAAUCUGAAAAACACUAUGGUGACUGUGAAUGCUUUCAAGCAAACGAAUAAAGCGUUGAAACAGCAGUAUGGGAAGAUCGAUAUUGACAAAUUGCAAGAUAUGCAGGAUGAGAUGGCAGAAUUAAUGGUGCAAGGCGAGGAAUUGCAGCAAGUGCUUGCCAUGAACGGUGAAAGCGUUGACGAUAUCAGUGAGGGUGAGCUUGAUGCCGAAUUGGAGGCUUUAGAAGAGGGUGGUCUAGAUCUAGGCUUAGAAGAUCGCAAUAUGGAUAGGUUGCCGUCGUACCUUAGCGAUGCCGUACCACAGUUUGUGGAUGAUGACCCAGUUGAUGAACAUGAACCUGCAAGAUUGGAGACUGCCACGUAA